AUGGUCAUUCUUCAUUUUAAUGUCGGUGGACAGCAAUUUUCCACAACCACCAGUACACUGCUCCAGGAAAAAAAUUCUUUGUUCGCUCAGGUACGUACUGCUUUCUCUUGGUUCGCAACCAUGCAGCCACCAUUGGAGAAGGACAGUAACGGAGCUUAUUUCAUUGAUCGCGAUCCAGUCAGUUUUGGCACUAUUUUGAAUUACCUGCGACUGAAAUCAGCGAGCCAAUUAUGGGAAGCAUGCUUGCCGAAGGAUCCGGAUCGACUGGCUCUUCUAACACAGGAAGCCGAAUAUUACAGGUUCGUAAUAAGUCAGAAAACAAUACCAACCUUAGACUAA
Molecule: messenger RNA, 339 nt
Organism: Gongylonema pulchrum
Lineage: Eukaryota; Metazoa; Nematoda; Chromadorea; Rhabditida; Gongylonematidae
Source: the annotation of a GenBank genome assembly